Molecule: messenger RNA, 1730 nt
Organism: Phaeodactylum tricornutum CCAP 1055/1
Lineage: Eukaryota; Bacillariophyta; Bacillariophyceae; Surirellales; Neidiaceae
Exons: 1
Coding region: 53-1582 (509 amino acids)
Biological process (GO): protein import into nucleus; RNA export from nucleus
Cellular component (GO): nuclear pore; nuclear pore central transport channel
Molecular function (GO): phospholipid binding; structural constituent of nuclear pore
Source: RefSeq, a predicted model, not a curated record
CCUAAUAUACCAUUCUACCAUUACACAUAGACCACAGUCAAAACCAUUUAUCAUGGCGAGUUUUAACUUUGGGAGUAGCGGAGGAAGUGGUACGAACAAUAGCGCUCCGGGGGGAAACAGUAGCAGUAGAAGCGGCGGUGGCUUUUCGUUCGGUGGCUCCUCGUCCACACCCGCACCAGCUCCAGCGGCUGGAGGCUUUUCGUUCGGCGCGGGCGUUGGUGCCACCGGCGGUGCUGGAUCCACUUCCGCACCGGCGUUUGGGAGUAGCAGUGGUGGGGGGUUUGCGUUCGGGGCGCCAUCGACGGGUAGUAGUACGCCAACGCCAGCUCCAGCAUCGGGUGGUACAGUGAGCAGUACCGGAGGGUCCGGCGCCGGUGCUUUUAGCUUUGGAACGCCCGCGGUAGCUUCCAACACUACCGCAGCACCGGCUUCGGGUACUGGUUUUUCCUUCGGGGCUACACCAGUAACCGCCAAGACGAGUGACAGUAACCAGAAGCCUGCUCCAUCACAGUCAAUGGGAAGUGGUUUUAACUUCGGUGGCGCCCCAUCCACGAAACAGCCAGCGAGUACCAGUACUUCCAGUGGAGGAGGAGGAGGUUUUUCUCUCAGCAGUUCGGGUACCAGUGAUCCGUUGCCUACUUUGGGACAAAACUCUGAUAGUGAUAAGCAUAAGAGCACCACUGGUGGAUUUACUUUUGGAGACAGUAAAACACCAGCAGCAGCAUCUGCGUUUACCGGAAGCGAUGGCAAGGCUGCAUCGAACCCCGAAGGUGGCGCUUCUACGAGUGGAUUUUCCUUUGGAGGCGCUACCGCGGCUCCGGCACCGGUAGCGGCUGCCUCGACGCCCCAACCCGAAGCAAAAUCGUCCAGUUUUUCCUUUGGGGGGUCCACGCCGGCUCCGGUCAGUACACCGACACCGGCAACUCCGAAAGAUCCAGUCACUCCCGCGCCUGUACCGACCCCGGGACAAACUGCGGCUCCCGCACCGACAAUUACAGCUCCUAGCACAGAACCCGUCAAACUCGAGUAUCAAACUCUCACGGUCGAAGAAACCCUCAACGUCUUUCAAAAGGAAUUGGAAAAGGAUGCGCUUGCGUAUGUUGCCGAAGCCCUUCGAGUUGCUGAGUACGACGCGAUUUUACGGGAUUCGCAACGAGACAUGGCGAAACUCGCGCAACAGACGCAGCGAUGCCUGGUGCAGCAGGAAGAAGUCGAACGUGUGCUCACGGGCAUUGCAGCCUAUCAAACCGAAUUGGACGGUACUUUAGAAACGAUCGAAACCCACGUGGACGAGCUCUUUCAAGCUCAAGGCGCUUUGGCCACGGUCGAUGCCGAUUUGGAACGGGAACGCGCCUACAGUACGGCGGAAGCCAUCACGACGCGUUUUCAAACACUGCACCGUUCGCUCCAGGAAACGGCGCUCACGCUGGACGAUACCCGAACCCGCGUACUACAGGGGGAUGUCGGACAGAUAGUCAAGAUUCUGAGCCAACAUCAAACCAGUUUGACCGAGUUGGAAACGGUCGGGCGUCGGGUAGAACGCGACAUUGCGGAAGUGCAGAAAGCUUUGCAGCAGCACUAACACCACACAGCCUUGCGUGACAUCAAAGACAAGCUUCUCCUAGUGAUGAUUGGAUGGCCGAGAGAAGUACGGUGAGCGAAUUGAGCAAUAAGUUGCAUACCUAGCUGUUGCUUUGAAAAGAAGUAAUACUAUAAGCUCCAAACCAAGC